This is a messenger RNA of Thelazia callipaeda (thelaziosis nematode), 209 nucleotides long. Lineage: Eukaryota; Metazoa; Nematoda; Chromadorea; Rhabditida; Thelaziidae. The record is from the annotation of a GenBank genome assembly.
AUGAAAUUGAAUGAGUUAAAAAUUUUAACGUCAAAUAAAACUGAAUUGGAGUUGCAGCUCUCGCUCAAUGUCAAAGAUAACAAUCAUUUUUACAUUAUGAUAAAAAUACUGAGAACAGUAUUCAAGCAACCAGCUAUAAUGCAAGGGCCAUCAGUAUGGCCAAUUAUUGGAAAUUUGCAUCAGAUUCAUCUUAAACCUGAUGGUUAGUG